UCAGGCGUUGAUUGCGAUCAAAGCUAGCUUCAUCAAGGUACAACCGCAGCUGCUGAUGUGAAACUACAACUUUACCAGACCUCCGGACAUGAUUUCAUCAUCAAGGUUAUUCGCCAAAUAUGUUAUUUGGCAAUUUUUAAGUGUCACUGUUGGUUAGAAAAACGGCGUCGCGGACGAAACACUAGCUAGAAACAACAGCAAGCUGAAUAGUAUGCUGGACGUGGGGAAGUGGCCAGUGUUUGCGCUCCUUCCUCCUGAGGAACUACGGCUUAUCCGGCAGGCUUGUGUCUUUGGCAGUGCUGCAAAUGAAGCCCUCUAUGUCACAGUUAAUGAUGAGGUCUUUGCUUUAGGCACCAAUUGCAGUGGCUGUUUAGGGCUCGGAGACCUUCAAAGCACUAUUGAGCCGCGCAGGAUUGAUGUGUUGUGUGGAAAGAAGAUUGUGUCCCUAAGCUACGGAACAGGACCGCAUGUGGUUAUCGCUACUGCAGAUGGAGAAGUGUUCGCCUGGGGCCACAAUGGUUACAGCCAACUGGGAAAUGGGACCACCAACCACGGACUGACCCCUGCUCUGGUGUCCACCAACCUCCUCAGCAAGAGAGUGACAGAAGUGGCCUGUGGCUCCCACCACACUAUUGCCCUUACAACCGACGGGGAGGUGUAUGCGUGGGGUUACAACAACUCAGGCCAAGUAGGUUCAGGAUCUACUGCCAACCAACCGACACCACGACGGGUCAGCAGCUGCCUGCAGAACAAAGUGGUUGUUAACAUCGCCUGCGGUCAGCUCUGCUCCAUGGCUGUACUGGACAACGGCGAGAUAUAUGGUUGGGGCUACAAUUGCAAUGGACAGCUAGGUUUGGGCAACAAUGGAAAUCAGCAGACACCGUGCAGGAUCGCUGCCCUCCAAGGUGUCAACAUCAUCCAGGUUGCUUGUGGAUAUGCGCAUACACUGGCUCUGACGGACGAGGGGUUUGUUUACGCUUGGGGAGCCAACUCGUAUGGGCAGUUGGGAACAGGCAAUAAGAGUAACCAGGCUCUCCCCACCCUAAUAAACACAGACAAGGAGAGAAUGGUGGAGGUUGCUGCAUGCCACACCAGCCACACGUCAGCUGCCAAGACGCAGAGCGGGCAGGUUCUGAUGUGGGGUCAGUGUCGAGGUCAGGCCGUGGCGAGCCCCCAUCUCACCCAUUUCAGCAGCACGGACGACGUGUUCGCCUGCUUCGCCACACCAGCAGUCACGUGGCACCUCCUCUCCGUAGAUGGUGAUGACUACCUGACAGUUGCUCAGUCUUUAAAAAAAGAGUUUGACAGUCCAGAGAUUUCAGACCUGAAAUUCUUGGUUGAUGGGAAGUGCAUCCAUGUUCACAAAGCCCUGCUGAAAAUCAGGUGUGAGCAUUUCCGUGCACUGCUGAAUGAAACAGACGAGGAUGCCAUAGAAAUCCACCAGUUCUCGUACCUGGUGUACAGAGCCUUCUUGGAGUAUCUCUACACAGACACUAUUAACCUGCCACCAGAGGAUGCUAUUGGGUUGCUAGACUUGGCAACGUUCUACCGAGAGACAAGAUUGAAGAGGUUGUGCCAGGAAACGAUCAAGAGGGGCAUUUCUGAAGAGAAUGCCAUCACUCUGCUCUCUGCUGCUGUCAAGUAUGAGGCCCGGGACCUGGAGGAGUUCUGCUUCAAGUUUUGUGUCAACCAUCUAACAGCUGUCACGCAGACCCAGGCCUUUGCAGACAUGGAUCAUGACCUGCUCAAGAACUUCAUUAGUAAAGCCAGUCGGUACGGGGCCUUUAAAAACUGACUAGAGCGGCCCCUGUAGUGACGGGUUCAACACGAUGAGGUUUAAGCUCACACAGGAGAGUACCCUAGACCAAAGUAAACACCCGGCUGCACAGCACUUCAGAGACUCGUCUCUGAUGAUGUAAAGACUGGCAGGGCAAACUGGUGAAGGUUUCACCUACUAAGUGAUGCUUCUGCAUUACCACUCUAAACCUUAGCCCAAGCACAGUGGUUGCGUGGGGUGUAGAUGUUGGUUUACACCACUAGUCUGCAGACAGAGCAGAGGCUGAAGAGAAAGAUGUGCCACAGUGGUUGUCUCUCUGUUGUUUUUGUGUUACUGACAAUAUGCGUGGCUGAUUCUGUGUCGGAUUCGUUUGAUCGAGCCAGCCAACAUCCAAACAGGUGCAGGGAAUUCCCACACAGGUCAGACAGGAUGCCUGAAAAUGCUGAAUGCAUCACAUAAUCUCUUGCAGUAGAAAGGUUUGGUAGCCAGGUUUAGGUAGUUUCUGUCACACUGCUAUUUAUCAUCCUGUAGUACUGUACAUUAUGUCUGAUCAAUAUAUACAGGAGGUGAUCAGCUGCAACAAGUCAGCCAUGAAUCAGCCUGUCACAUUGUGCUGCUUUUCUUUAAAGCCUUGAUUCUCAAACUUUCUGGAGUGAGAAGUCAUAUUUACUGACACCUUUUUGUGAACAGUUAUCUGAUCAAUGACAGUGUUUAUCUCGCAUAAGUUAAUGUUUUGCCACUUUGUUUUAUAUUGUAGUUAUUCAUUAGUUAUUCACACGCCAUCCAGACUUGUGGUCACUGUUUGAUAUUUGUGUUGACUAACAUUUGCACUGUUUUGCUGUAGACAUUUGCUUUUGCCACCAUGUCAGUGGACUGAUAGGAAACAAUACAGUCGGUUACACAUUGAUGAGAGAUGAGAACGUACGACCGCAUGUAUACUUGUGAUCAGUUUCACCCUCUUUGUGCAGCUGUAAACUAUGUUUGAGUUACACAAACAUGUUGAUUCCUGUGUAUCCUGUCAGCGACGUUACACUGUAGAUGCAGCUGAUUUUACAGUUGCGUUUCAUUGUAAUUUGGUAUGUUUACAAAAGUUUGCUUGUUUUAUUAUUUGUUUUUUUUUUUUUUAUUGUUAACAUGUUGGCAGCAAACCUCUGGUUCUUUUAACGAGGGUUUCUUUAUACAUCCCCCCUGGUAGCACCUCGUGGUAAUGGAAUAGUUCAGGCUCAGUGUAAUUGCCAAGUCUCAUAUAGGACCACAAGGUCUUUAAAUGUAGUUACCAGAUUAUUCCAUCUUGAGUUCCUUAAUUAGUCUCACUAGAGUGUGACAACAUGUUAUUACUUUAACAAGCCAAUUAGAAAAUUUUUUGGAACAUUUUGAUAAUUACUAAAAUUGCCAGUGUGUUGUCAUUUUGUAUGAAAAUGCUGUGAGCUGCUGACAGUGACUCUAAUGGUUACAUUUGACAAUGUACUCUAUAUUAAAAUGAAUAACUACUGCACAUGA
Molecule: messenger RNA, 3277 nt
Organism: Amphiprion ocellaris (clown anemonefish)
Lineage: Eukaryota; Metazoa; Chordata; Actinopteri; Pomacentridae
Gene: rcbtb2
Product: regulator of chromosome condensation (RCC1) and BTB (POZ) domain containing protein 2
Exons: 12
Coding region: 212-1795 (527 amino acids)
Molecular function (GO): protein binding
Source: RefSeq, a predicted model, not a curated record